ACGGUCCGCCGGCAUUCUCACCUCGGCCCAGCGGGGGAAUGCCGCGGCCUUGGGGCCGCCUCCUCUUCACCGGCGGCGAGGAAGGCGACGCCACCCUCCGCAAGGUCGACCUCACCGAAGGCGAGCACAUCGUCGGUCGCCGGCCAGAGUGCCUCGUCGUCUACACCGACAACCGCAUCUCCAGCACCCACUUCAAAAUCUCGCUCCGCAACUCGAGCGACCUCGGGAAGCGCGCCUUCGACGUCUGCCUCGAGGACUGCUCCGCGAACGGCACCUACCUCAACGCUCAGCUCGUUGGCAAGGGCAACUUUUGCUUCCUGUUCCAGCGCGACGAGAUCGGGCUGCUCAAGCCGUGCGGCGGUGACGAGCAGCCGCCCUACGCCUACAUCUUCCACGACCUGACCGGCGGCUGCACCGCCGACCACUUCCCCUUUCUUGCCACCGACGCGACGCCGCAGCGCGCCGCCAAGGCGGUGCCGCCGCUGUCCGUGUCGGGGCUGAGCAGCUCUGGCCCGACGCCCCUCCCGACGGAGCGCACGUCCGCCUCCUCCUCCUCCAACGGCACCGCCAAGAAGAGGCUCGGCGGCAUCUUUGGCUCGCGAGCCAGCUCGCGGUGCGACACAGACGAGGCAGCGACGCCGCCGUCGGAGCAGCACUCCCUCGGCGCGGAGUCCGUGGGGGAGGAGUCCUUGGACCUGGUCUCUCGCCAGCUCGCCAUGCUCAGCGACCCGAGCCCGACAGGCAUGCACACACUCAACCACACGCUGCAGCGCGGCUUCAAGUUCCAGGCCGACGCGAUCGCCCUCGGCGGCGUCACGGCCUUCAUGGACGUUAUCGGCGCGACGAUGGCCAAGCCGAAGAAGACAGCGAUGGACUUGCAGGUUCUCGACAUCGCGCUGGACAUGCUGCUCACCACCAGCGCUUCGGAGGAAGGCGCCUCCUCGCUGCUUGACGAGGAGGGCGGCUUCGACAAGUCGUCGCCAUAG
Messenger RNA from Emiliania huxleyi CCMP1516, 986 nucleotides. RefSeq lists its product as hypothetical. The record is from RefSeq and is a predicted model, not a curated record. Gene Ontology annotation, molecular function: protein binding. NCBI's taxonomy places the organism in Eukaryota, Haptophyta, Isochrysidales, Noelaerhabdaceae. The coding region runs from base 39 to 986 and encodes 315 amino acids. The transcript is spliced from 10 exons.